Messenger RNA from Drosophila yakuba, 360 nucleotides. RefSeq names its product 60S ribosomal protein L39 (gene RpL39). The transcript is spliced from 3 exons. Gene Ontology annotation, molecular function: structural constituent of ribosome. Gene Ontology annotation, biological process: translation. Gene Ontology annotation, cellular component: cytosolic large ribosomal subunit; ribosome. The record is from RefSeq and is a predicted model, not a curated record. The coding region runs from base 105 to 260 and encodes 51 amino acids. Lineage: Eukaryota; Metazoa; Arthropoda; Insecta; Diptera; Drosophilidae.
CUUUUGGAACCGUGAAUUUAUCGAUACUUACCCAGCACCAAUGCUUCUUCCUUUCCGGUUUGGUUCUUUCUUUCCGGUGUGGCUCGUUGAAAAGAUUGGACGAAAUGGCUGCACACAAGUCGUUCAGAAUAAAGCAGAAGCUGGCUAAGAAGCUGAAGCAGAACAGAUCUGUUCCCCAAUGGGUUCGCCUACGUACUGGCAACACUAUUCGUUACAACGCUAAGCGCCGUCACUGGAGGCGUACCAAGUUGAAGCUGUAAGCUGUAGCUGUUGAUUCCAGGAGCUCCGCAACUUUGUGGAAUGCUGAAGAUCUUUUCGAGAAUAUGAAAUAAUAAAUUCGUCUACAAUAUACGGAUUAAA